Molecule: messenger RNA, 1275 nt
Organism: Gloeophyllum trabeum ATCC 11539
Lineage: Eukaryota; Fungi; Basidiomycota; Agaricomycetes; Gloeophyllales; Gloeophyllaceae
Exons: 2
Coding region: 1-1275 (424 amino acids)
Biological process (GO): regulation of cyclin-dependent protein serine/threonine kinase activity
Cellular component (GO): nucleus; cyclin-dependent protein kinase holoenzyme complex
Molecular function (GO): protein kinase binding; cyclin-dependent protein serine/threonine kinase regulator activity
Source: RefSeq, a predicted model, not a curated record
AUGCUACCUGUCUCCCGGUCACCCCAGUUUUACAAGCCGUACGCGGCGGUAUGCUGCGAGUACAUCGUCACGACCUUCAAUUCCCCCGCCGUCAUCUUGCCACCCGGCCGCGAGCCAAUGAAGCUCGAAGACCUGGUCUGCAAAAUUCUUGCGCGGACCCGGAUUAUGCCCGACGUUGCCUGCAUAGGGCUACUCUACCUCCGGCGACUGAAGGGACAGUUCCCAACCAUAAAGAGCAGCACGGGCGACGCUGCAUUGGUGUUAUGCGUGGCGAUUUUGAUCGCGCAGAAGUACAAUGACGAAACAACAUGGCACGCAGCAAAUCAGUGGUGUCUAGCCACUGGACGUAUUAUACCCUUGAAGACGAUGGUCGCAGCGGAGAAGCACUUCCUGGAGUAUCUCAGUUGGGACUUACGCGUGGAAACGCAGGAUUUGAACGGCUUCAAGGAAGAGAUCGGAUGGCCUCGGUCAAUAGACGUUCCUGAAAUGACAUGGCUACCUUCCGUUCAUUUGCCAUCGGAGGACACCGAGGGUGAGAGUCCUGACCCUCCCGGGAUGCAAGAAGUCACAGAGGAAGACUUGGAAGAAUACUACGAGCACUUCGCUCGCGUGUGCUUUGGCUACAUCUGCGAGUGGUUCCCCUGCUCGUUGCACGUCGUCGCACCGCCAGACCCACCUCGCCGACACCUGCCCAAUUAUAUCGACCUCGAAUCCUUCAUCCGCGGCAUCUUCGUCAGAAAUAUGCUCAGACCGGAGGCCAUAUUUGCAGCCCUCUGCAUCCUGGAACGCGUGAGGCGUACUGUGGCAUCCUUAGAUGCCACACGCGGCGAACAUCUGUUCGUCGCAGCACUCGUCCUCGCAGACGACAUACUCUACGAGGAACAGGCUCUCCACAGUGUCUUCUGGGCAGAGGCCACACAGUUCGUCAUCCCGCUAGAGGUCAUCGACAAGUGUGCGCCCGACCUCUUGCGUCUCCUGCAGUGGAAAGUAGACUUCCCCCCGGAGAUGGUGCCUUCCUUCAAACGAGCCAUAUGCUGGCCUGAAGAUGUCGUGAUGAAGGGAGAGAGGUUCAAGGAGGCAAUGGCGGCUAGGAACGGUGGCAUGCCAAGAGCCCGCCGUCCAAAGCCGGUGGUGUCAAGGGACUGCAAGCCGAAUCGAAGGAGUCUCCCCAACGGGAAGCCGAUACCAUCUGUGUGUCUGACUACGGCUGCAUUCGCACCGUGGGCUGAGCCAAGGAAAAGAGGAUCUUAUGAAGAGAGCGGACCGCCUUUGUGA